This is a messenger RNA of Xenia sp. Carnegie-2017, 8269 nucleotides long. RefSeq names its product abnormal spindle-like microcephaly-associated protein homolog. Gene Ontology annotation, biological process: spindle organization; establishment of meiotic spindle localization; mitotic cell cycle. Gene Ontology annotation, cellular component: spindle pole. The record is from RefSeq and is a predicted model, not a curated record. The coding region runs from base 394 to 8037 and encodes 2547 amino acids. Lineage: Eukaryota; Metazoa; Cnidaria; Anthozoa; Malacalcyonacea; Xeniidae. The transcript is spliced from 23 exons. Gene Ontology annotation, molecular function: protein binding.
UCAACUAUAUUUUUUUAUUUUAAAAUUUUCUUGAUGAAAAAGUUUUCAUGCAUUUGAUUUUCAUAUAAAAUUGAAAUAUACGACGAAAGUUUGGACUACACUGUAGUCACUGCAGGCAAGAUACAAUAUGGCGUUACUUGUAAUGUCUUCCGAUUGGUAGAAUGUAUACAGAAGAAGAACGGUGAUUGGUUACUCGAUCCGAAGACGAAAUUCAAAUCAUAAGAAGAAGUUUAUAGUCGUUAAAUUGGGGAAAUGUAUUUUUUUAAAGUACUCAUGUAAGAAGUUAUAAAUUUAUGGUUUUAAAUCGCGUCGAGGUUCUUGCCAAUCUUUCAUUGUAAUUGUAAUCCAAACUGUAUUUCUUGUACAAGUCUUCCCUUCGAAAGUUAAGCGAUAAUGUGGGCUCACGAGCAACAACACUUGACGAGUCCUUCAAAUGAGAACAGAGAAGAAAUAACAAAAACAACUCACGGAAAAUGGUACGGACCAAAUACACCUCACAAACAAAGACGUGCUUGUAGCUCAUUAAGCGAAAGUCCUCGUUUAUGUCUUUCUAUGUUUGCAAACACACCAAGGAUAUCGUUUGGAAAAGUUAAAAUUGGUCGUAGUCGAACUAAAAGAGUUGUUAUUGAAAAUCCUUUGAGCAUCGCUCAAUGUUUGCACUUGAACAAAUGGCCUGAGGAUAAAGGGUUCAAGAUCUUACAACCGGUUGAACAUGGCGAAGAAUGCACCUUUACUGAUACUCUUCAUCGGGAUGUAGAAUUUGUAAUUCCAGGAUUUAGUGAAAUGGAUUUACCUAUAGUCUGGACACCAACUACUGAGGGAAGUUUCCGUGAAGUGGUGACGUUGAAUCUGGGCGAUUUCAAUCGUUUGAAUCUUAUUUUAUUUGGAAGUGCGUUUGAUACAACUGUAAAACAGAAGCCUAAGAUGAAGAUUUUGUUACCUGAAGAUAUGAAAAGAGCUAAUGGACAUUUUUCAACCAAAAGGAAGAUGUGUAUGAGCAACAAGCAAGCCUCAAAGAAAGUACCGCCAAAGAGAAUCCUUAAAGAGAACAAUGCUGGGCUUCCUAAACCUACCAAAACAGAUUCAGGCUCAAAUCAUGGAUCAAAUGUGGAAAAUAGACUGCCAAUGAUGAAAGACAAAACUAUGAAAGGAGAAAGUAAAAUGGCAAGAAAAUUCAAAGCUAAAGUUUCCUCAAAAGGUGUGGCACCUUCACAUUUGAAUCUAACGAAGCAUCUCACUACAGAACGAAACCUUCCUCGACAUCCGCUACCUUAUGCUGCAAAAAAUAUGUACUAUGAUGAGAAAUGGACAGAGAAACAAGAAAGAGGAUUCACCCAAUGGUUAAACUACGUUCUCACCCCACCCGAUGAACUUGGAGAUUAUGUUCAACCCACGUGUUCAUCGUCUGGUAUUUUCUCGGUCAACGAUGUUUAUUCACGUGAACAGCAUCUUGCUCCCACUAAGGAAGAAUUGUCUUUGCGUGCCUACACAGCCCGCAGAAAGAUGUCACGUGUUCGACGCAGUGCUUGCCUGCUUUUUCAAUCGCAACCGUUUGCAAUAGUUGCAAAGACAAUUGAGUCAGAAGUUGAGAUGUGUCGUCUAGCAAUCCGUUCCGACAAACAUCUCCAUCAAGAUUUAGGCAUUAAAGAAUCCAUGUUAAAAAUGCUACUUUCCUACAAUGCUCUUUGGCUUCGUAUUGGACUUGAGACUAUCUAUGGUGAGGUGCUACCAGUACAAUCAAAUGACGAUGUACUUGGUAUAAGAAAAUUUUUAAAGAGAAGAUUUUUAGCCAAUCCCGACGUUGCGCUACGCUAUCGUCAUGCUACUGUGGCAGAGGUGUACAGACCUGGUUAUUACGAAGCGCUCAACAAGUUUACUUUAAAGAAAUUUCUUUUGUUGAUUCUGUUUCUGGACAAGGCAAAGUUAAGUCGUUUGAUAGACCACGAUCCUUGCUUGUUUAACAAGGAUGCAGAAUUCAAGAGUAGUCGUAUGUUGUUGCUUGCAUUUUCUCGCGAUUAUCUCAAAGGCGAAGGUGAUAUAACGAAACAUCUUGGUCUACUUAAUUAUGUCGUGACACACGAACAGACUCCUCUCGACGAAAUGGAUUAUGCUGUGACAAACCUUGCUAUUGAUCUUCGCGAUGGCGUUAGGAUCACACGCGUUAUUGAGCUUUUGACCCAGCAGUGGUUUCUGACAGGAAAGCUACGUGUGCCAGCGAUCAGCAGACUUCAGAAAAUCCACAACGUAGAUAUUGCUUUGAGUGCCUUAAAAGAGAGGAGAAUUAUUUCAGAUGAACUAAAUUCCGUCAAUCCUCGGCACAUUGUCGACGGUCAUCGUGAAAAGACGCUUUGUUUACUCUGGGUUAUUAUACUACAUUUCCAGGUAAAUCUGGUUGUCAAUGAAAAACAAAUCAGAGAUGAAAUCCAAUUUCUAAAAAAGUAUUAUGAUCAAAGAAAUCCUAAUCUUCAUAAAUACUUUAUCAACCCGUCAAAUGAUGUUUACAACAAAUCUGAGAAAUUGGCUUUGCUUUUGACGUGGUGUCAGUCGGUCUGUCGCCUGUUCAACGUCAAGGUGGAUAAUUUCACUGUAUCAAUGUCAGAUGGACGAGCUAUGUGUUAUCUAGUUCAUUACUACCAUCCACGUCUUUUGAGAGAGGAGGAAAUUUGUCAAGAGACAACCCAAACCCGCAAUCCUUACAUACUGCAAAAUAACAAAAGUUUUGAUGAUGACAGUCUUAACUCUGACAACGACAGUUGUCAUAAGGAUUCUGAUAGCGCCAAUUUUAACACAGCCCAGCUUAAAGAGAACGAGAAAAGAAACUUCGAACUUCUUCAAGAUAAGGUGAAAGCGUUAGGUGAUUUGCCUAGGAUGCUGAAAUUUAAAGAUAUAUCCUGCACAUUACCAGAUGAAAAAGUAAUUAUUACAUAUAUUUCCUACCUAUGCGCUCGUUUACUGGAUCUGAGACUAGAGGGUCGUGCAGCUAGAGUAAUUCAAAUGGCCUGGCGAAAGUACUUCCGUAGCAAGCAAUUGAUUGCGCUCAAGCGAAGGAAUUAUGCUGCCUGUGUUAUCCAGAAACAUGCCAGGUUGAUGAUGCAAAGAAAACAGAAAGUUCUCAUCUUCAAUUCGGCUAGAAUAAUCCAAGCAUACGUUCGCGGUUUUCUUGUAAGACGUAAUCUCCAUCAUCGACACCAGGCUGUAAAUAUCAUCCGGACAUGCUACCUGUCCUAUCGCGUUGCACAGAAGACUAGACAACAUUUCAAAGAUCUCAGGAUGGCUACCUUGCGUCUGCAAUCACUGUAUCGUGGCAAGAUGGCAAGACGUCAUGUAGAGAAAAUAAGAGCGGCACGAAUUAUUCAGUCUCGAUGGCUUAGCUAUCUAACAAGGCGCGAAUUUUUAGCACAGAAACAGGCUGCAUUGGUUAUCCAGUCUGAAGUGAGAAAGCGGAUCGUUCAACGACAUUAUCGAAAUCUGAAGGCGAGCGUUUCCUUUCUGCAGAAACGUUACAGAGAGAAGUUGAUGGCAAAGCAAACUAGAGACCGAUUUGUUCAUUUGCGAAUUGUCGCAACGAACUUGCAAGCAAUUUACCGUGGAAAUGCAACUAGAAAGAAAGUCCGAGUUUCCAGAGCCAUCGUUACAAUUCAAAAGUCAAUGAGAAUGUGUGUGUAUCGACGGGAGUAUGUGAGGAUUAGAGGUGUUAUCAUCAAGUUACAAGCCAUUGUUAGAAGAAAUAUCUCUCGUAAUAAGUACAAAACGACGAUGUCCGGCAUCCUUCUUAUUCAACAAAAAUGGCGAGCUUAUAAACUGGGUAAACAUACAAGGGAAAAAUACCAGCAACUAAAAUCCAGCACGAUCCUCUUGCAAUCCUACUACAGGCAACACCAAGCUCAGAGACAAUAUCUCGCUAAAAAGAAGGGAAUAGUUUUGAUUCAAGCAUUUGUUCGUGGUUACACGACGAGAAAAAAACUGCAACAAAGGGACGAUGCUUCACGAGUCCUGCAAUGUCAUUAUCGAGCUUAUGUAUUGUCAAAAAUUGUUCAAGAAACAUACAAGAACACUAGACACGCCAUAAUCAAGCUUCAAGCAUUAUGGAAAGGAUAUCAAGUUCGUAUGAACUAUAGUAAACAGAGGACUUGUAUCAUUCUUAUCCAAUCCAGAGUCCGUGGUUACAUCAUGAAAAGACAAUACUUAAAAAUGAGAUUUGCUGCAGUUGUUCUGCAAACGCGUUUUCGUGCAUUUCGAGAAAUGCUCAUCGCUCGUGCUGAAUACUUAGAGACCCGUAGAUCAAUCAUCAAACUCCAGGCUGUUGUACGCGUUCAUCGUUUUCGUCAAGAACUUAGACAGAAAGUCCUUGCAGCCGUUCUCAUACAAUCUUCGUUUCGCGGUUACGUCACACGGUCUCGAUAUGUAUGUUUGAAGGAAAGUGCCAUCAUUCUACAGAGACGGUAUCGUGCAUGGAAUCUUGGUCAUCGGAUGAAAAACGAAUAUAAUUUAACACGUGAUGCAAUCGUGACCAUACAGAAGCACACACGUGGCUGGGCAGUGAGAAGGGAAAUGAGAAGACUGAGAAAUGCUACAGUAAGAAUACAAGCUGUGUACAGAGGUUAUCAACAGAGAAAUAUGUACUCAACUUUGCGUGUGUCGGCCAUUUUUAUACAACAAAAGUAUCGUGCAACCCGCAAGUCUCGAAUUGCCCGCAAGGAAUUCAUACAAAAGCGAACUACAACCGUACGCCUUCAAGGUUUUGUUCGUGGAAGAUUAUGCAGAAGACAAUACGAACGUGUUAAAAGCUCUGUUAUAGUUAUUCAAACUCGUUGGCGAGCCUUGCUCAACGCUCGCAAAUCAAGAGCAGAAUAUCAACACAUGAGAGCAUGCGCAAUCACCAUUCAGUCUUUCACCAGAGGACUGCUGGCUCGCAGGAUAGCACACAGAGAACGAGCUGCAGUUAAAAUUCAGUCAUUCUGGAGAGGUAUCGUUCAGAAGAUUAGCUACCAUAAGUCUAGAAACGCUGUUAUGAAAAUACAAACUUGUCUACGUAUGAGAAUCGCAAAGAAGAAAUAUGAACACUUGAAAAACACGGUUGUACACCUUCAGAGACUGGUGCGAGCCAAUCAACUGUGUCGACGUCAUACUAUGGAGUACCAGACUAAACGACAAGCUAUUAUCGCUUUACAAGCUUCUCUACGUGGUUAUUGGUUGAGGAAAAAGUUGAAAAUUAUGAAUGAUGCUGCUAUCAAAAUUGAGAGUGCUUACAGAGGAUAUUCAACUCGAAAGCGUCACCUAAGGGUGACUCGUUGUGUUCUCUUACUUCAAAGAAGGCGACGAGCCACAAUUUUGGGCAGAAAAGCGAUGAUUGACUACCAAAGAAAACGACGGUCCGUGAAAUUUCUCCAAUCACAGUUCCGUGGUUUUAUUGCAAGAAGAAACUACAGGGAUAUCCUAAGGAAAAUUAUUUCUCUUCAAUCCGCUGUACGUGGCAUGCAGGCGCGUAAGAAGUAUCUAAAAACAUGUAAAGCUGCCUUGGUCAUUCAGGAACGUUAUCGUGCCCACAAGAAAGGUUUGAUGAUUAAAAAAAGAUAUCAUUUACAACGAGGUGCUUGUAUUACCGUUCAGGCUAUUGUAAGAAGAUGGUUAUGCAGAAAACAAUAUCAGAGCAUGCGCAAAGCGAUUGGAACAAUCCAGUUAUAUUAUAGAGCAAGUUGUUGGGCCAAAGAGGAACGGAGGAUGUUCCUUAAAACAAGGAGUGCGAUCGUGACCAUGCAGGCGUUCACACGUGGCUGGUUAGCACGUCGCAAAAUUCAACGACAACGCGCUGCUACACGUAUUCAAAGUUACUGGAAGAUGCAUGUUGCAAGACAAAGGUAUUUAUAUCAACGUGCAUGUGUUGUACGGAUACAAUGUUAUUUCCGCUUGUGGGUGAACUGUAAAAGAUACAUCACCUUGAGAAAAACGGCAAUUUUCAUCGAGACUUGUUACAGAGCAAAAAUACUUGGCAAGAAGGAACGAGAUCACUAUAAAAAAUUGAAAAGAUCUUGUAUUAUAAUUCAACAUGGUUACCGUAGGUACAGACAACGUCGUUUGGUCAACAAAAUUUUGGAAACUGUUUCUUCUCAAAAAAAUGCUGCUUUGGUCCUUCAGCAACGACUUCGUGCUAAUAUGGCGGCCAAGAGCAUUCGUCAGCAUUAUCUUCUUUUGAAAAGAUCUUCUGUACUUAUACAAGCUUCCUAUCGUGGUCACUUAGCUCGAGCUCAUGUCGCCAGGAUUCGUUCUGCCAUCGUGAUACAGUCGUACUAUCGCGGACACUGGCAGGCAACCGAGUAUAGGGGGAUAAAAAAUGCCAUAAUCUUUGUCCAAGCUCUAGUUCGAAGGAAGCAAGCAUUUGAGAGAUAUAGAAGUCUAAAAACUACUGCGUUGGUUGUUCAAUGUCAUCGUAGAGCAGUUGUGAUUGGUUGUAGACAAAGAAAGAUGUUCUUGAAGAUGAAAAUAAGUGCUAUAAAAAUUCAAAGUUGCUAUCGAGGUUAUAGAGCAUGGAAGGCGUAUGAACUUAUAAGACAGGCUACCAUAAAGAUUCAGAGCUUUAUCCGUGGAAUAAUAGCUUUGACUAGAUAUGAGAAACUACGCAAAGCCAUUGUAAUACUUCAAACCAGAGAAAGAGCGAGAAUACGUGGAAAAGAAGAAAGAACAUCAUAUUUAAAGCUGAAAAAAUACACCAUUUCUAUGCAGAGUUUGUUUCGUGCAAAACGCGAUGAAAUGAGUUAUAUGCUUACUCGAAACACCAUUAUAAAGCUUCAAGCUAUGUUGCGUGGGAAACAUGCACGAAAAGCGUUUCAAAGAUCACGUUCAGCUGUUAUCGUGUUACAACGUGCACAACGAGCACGGAUGUUGGGAAAACGAGAACGGAUUCAAUUCAUGGAAAAACGAAAUAGUACUGUGCUUAUUCAAAGUCUUAUAAGAAUGCACUCACAGCGAACACGCUAUUGCAAAUUACGACACGCGGUAAUCAUGGCACAAACACGUUUCCGUGUGAAACGAGCGCGCAAAACUUACCAAACAAUGCGUACAGCUGCCAUAAUUAUUCAACGAGCGGAACGAGCCAGAGUUCUUGGAAAGCAACAGAGAGUGGAAUUUUUAAAACUGAAAUGCAAAGCUGUUUUAAUUCAGAGUUUGGUACGAUGUCACACACAAAGAAAACGUUAUCUUGAAAUAAAACACGCUACCAACAUCGUUCAAGCGUAUGUUCGUGGCAAGAAAACACGACGUUUUUAUAAAGAACUACGUAAAGCUCGAAGAUUUGCUCGAAAAAAAAUGAAAGCAAUCAUCAAUAUACAGAGAACGUGGCGAGGUUACAACGUUCGAAAGCGCUUCAACUCGAAGAAGUUUAGAAAACUAAGAGAGCGAAUUAUUGUGGCUAAUUCCAACGUCACCGAGUCCAUGAAGCUUUGCAAUCGUACUCGUUCUGCACUCGACUAUUUACUAAAUUGUAAGAAUUUAACAACGGUCCGUGAAGCUCUGGUUCAUCUUGAGGUCGCAACAAGAUGGACAUUCAAGUGUUCACAACAACUGGUUGAGAAUAACGCUCUCCGUGUUAUUUUCCAAAUUAUCCGAGACUCAAAUAGGAGUCUAGCUCACAUGGGAUUGAUCAAACUGGCGUUAGAUAUUUUCACCAAUGUGUCCAAGUGUCCAGCCACCCAGGAUGCCGUGGUUUUAAAAGAAGAAAAUGCAUUGGAAACCAUACUUGAACUCGCAUGUAUUUUUCGCGAGAAAAAGGAAAUUUUCCUCAGCGUUGCAAAGCUACUUACAAUUUUAUGUACUCACGAAAACGUAAGAAAGAAAUUACUGAAAACAGAAAACGCUGCAAUGAAGAUAUCUUCCAUUUACUCCAUCACAAAAAGGAAGUUUGAAAUCGAGAUGAAACGGAACACGAAGAUGAAACAACAAAAUGGCAAGGGCGGACGAUACAAGACUGAUAACAAUUAUGGUGUUGCCUUAACAGCCGUGAUCACUCUUAUGGAAACGAUAGGUUUAGAUUAUCCCGUAUAGAUAGGCUUAGAUUAUCCCGUAUAGAUAGGUUUAGAUUAUCCCGUAUAACAACCAUUACAUUCUAGUAUUUUUUAUAUUUAGGUCAAAAUUUAUGCGGCGGCAGUAUGUAAUAUAUUAUUUUUAAAUUAUUUCUUAUGCGCUCAAACUCACCGUUGUUUAACGCAGAUUUAACGCGGCAGUUUUUUAUUUUUAAACUAGCCAAAAUCAAUUGAUUAAAUUACUCGAUGGGAAA